Molecule: messenger RNA, 459 nt
Organism: Marasmius oreades (fairy-ring Marasmius)
Lineage: Eukaryota; Fungi; Basidiomycota; Agaricomycetes; Agaricales; Marasmiaceae
Exons: 1
Coding region: 1-459 (152 amino acids)
Source: RefSeq, a predicted model, not a curated record
AUGGUUCUGUCCUGGAUAUGGCUGACAGGACACAUUGACCUGAAUGAUGGUACGGACGAGGGCGACAAAGUGCUUAAGGAGGUUUGGGCUAAGAGCAGGGCUAAAGCUGCUCGGGCUAGAGAAGAGGUUAUGCUGAUUCAGGAGGAAAUGCAGCGGACACUUCGGUUUUUAGGGUGGAAGGCACAGUGGUGGAGAAGCAGAGUUGAUUCAAGAACAGUCAACGUAAACCAGGGGCUUCAAGAAGGCUUGCAAUCCUACAUGCAUAAGCAAGAACAUUUUCUGAGGCGGCUGGAACAUAAAUGGCGCAUAAUGUGGAGUGUGCCUCUGGAGGAUCCCAUGGAUAAAGAGGGCAACAGUGAGGAAGACCCAGAUAACAACGAGGAGGAUGACGAGGAAGAUGAUAACAAUAUUGAUAAUGAGGAGUAUAGAGAUGAAGAGAGUGCAGAAGGAAGUGUAUAA